This is a messenger RNA of Zea mays, 2047 nucleotides long. RefSeq lists its product as uncharacterized. Bases 478 to 1959 code for a protein of 493 amino acids. The transcript has 10 exons. The record is from RefSeq and is marked provisional. Gene Ontology annotation, biological process: polyamine catabolic process. Gene Ontology annotation, molecular function: polyamine oxidase activity. NCBI's taxonomy places the organism in Eukaryota, Viridiplantae, Streptophyta, Magnoliopsida, Poales, Poaceae. Gene Ontology annotation, cellular component: peroxisome.
GCACCGCAGAGAGAGGAGCGAGAGCGAGCGACCCCCCCGAGCCGUGCCAACCAAGAACCAUCCACCCACCACCACCACCCCGGCCGCUUCCUUGUCCCUGCCCCUCCGUUGGUCUCCUUUGCCCAUCUCAUCCUCUCUCUCUCUCUCCCUCUCUCUCUCUCUGGCGGUCGGCGUGGCUCCGGGGGCGCGAAGCGCGGGCUCGGCGGGGCGACUCGCCGGCGGCGACCUGCAGGUUUGGGUAUGAGAGGGGUCACCCACGCGGCGCCCACCACAAGCGCCCCCCGCCCCCGCGGACGCCUCAUGGACGGCCUCCUCAUCUUCGUCUUCUACCUCUCGCUGCCCACCCGUGCCGGCCGCGACCACUCGUCAAUCGCCGCCUCUAAUUGUUAGCCGCCGCCGGCACGCCAUUGCUCGGCCCGCCUCCCGAGAAGCUCGAUCUGCGGCCUAGCCAGCCAGCCUCACGCGGGAUCAGGAUCGAUGGACCAGCCACCGAAUGGAUUCGCCGCCGGAGGUUUUUUCACGCACAUUGAUGGGCAAAACCGUUCUCCCCCUUCUGUAAUUGUCAUUGGGGGAGGGAUUUCAGGCAUCGCAGCUGCACGUGCUUUGUCGACUGCUUCAUUUAAGGUCACACUCUUGGAGUCCAGGGACCGACCUGGUGGCCGUGUGCACACUGACUAUUCUUUCGGUUGCCCAAUUGACAUGGGAGCAUCAUGGUUGCAUGGUGUUUGCAAUGAGAAUUCUUUGGCACCACUGAUUAGGAUGCUUGGGCUUAGGUUAUAUCGCACAAGCGGUGAUAACUCUGUUCUGUAUGACCAUGAUUUGGAAAGUUAUGCUCUUUUUGAUAAGCAUGGUCAGCAAGUUCCCCAGGAGAUAGUAAGCAAAGUUGGAGAGACAUUUGAGAGAAUUCUUAAGGAGACUGUCAUAGUAAGAGAUGAGCAUGCAAAUGACAUGCCUCUUUUUCAAGCCAUAGCGAUCGUGCUUGACAGGAAUCCGCAUAUGAAGCUGCAGGGCCUGGAAUAUGAAGUACUGCAGUGGUGCAUAUGUAGGCUGGAGGCAUGGUUCGCUACUGACAUGGACAAUAUAUCUCUGAAAACUUGGGAUCAGGAACAUGUGCUUACCGGUGGACAUGGUCUUAUGGUGAAUGGCUACGACCCUGUCAUCAGAGCUCUCGCUCAAGGUCUCGAUAUUCACCUCAACCACAGGGUCACAAAGAUCAUACAACGCUAUAACAAGGUUAUUGUCUGUGUGGAAGAUGGGGCGAGUUUUGUCGCAGACGCUGCUAUAGUAACCGUCCCUCUCGGGGUACUCAAGGCAAACAUCAUCAAGUUUGAGCCUGAGCUACCGAAAGAGAAGCUCUCGGCAAUCGCCGACCUUGGCGUCGGUAUCGAGAACAAGAUAGCUCUCAAGUUCGACACUGUGUUUUGGCCCGACGUUGAAGUGAUAGGUAGGGUGGCCCCGACGUCAAACGCCUGUGGCUACUUUCUCAACCUUAACAAAGCCACAGGAAACCCGGUCCUGGUGUGCAUGGUGGCCGGAAGGUUCGCGUACGAGAUCGAGAAGCUGUCGGACGAAGAGUCCGUGAACUUCGUCAUGUCCCAGCUCAGGAACAUGCUGCCGCAGGCAACUGACCCGGUUCAGUAUCUGGUCUCGCGCUGGGGUAGUGACCCCAACUCACUUGGCUCCUACUCGUGCGACCUGGUGGGGAAACCAGCUGACCUGUAUGAAAGGUUCUGCGCUCCGGUGGGCAGCCUGUUCUUCGCCGGGGAGGCCGCCUGCAUUGACCACUCCGGAUCGGUGCACGGAGCUUACUCGUCAGGCAUCGCUGCCGCAGAGGACUGCCGAAGGCGUCUGUCGGCGCAGCUAGGCAUCUCGGCCGGCCUGUUCCAGGUCGGGAAGGCUGCCAUGAGGGAGGAGAUGACGGCUGAAGCCAUGGUCCCCUUCCAGAUAUCCAGGUUGUAAGAGAGAAUCUAUUCAACACCGUCUUUGUGUCACCGGUUUGUUGCUUGAUGUAAUUGUAAAAUGGUGUAAGACCUUGUUUGUUGGAAUA